Onychomys torridus (southern grasshopper mouse) is the source of this 3606-nucleotide messenger RNA. RefSeq names its product EBF family member 4 (gene Ebf4). Gene Ontology annotation, molecular function: RNA polymerase II cis-regulatory region sequence-specific DNA binding; DNA-binding transcription factor activity, RNA polymerase II-specific. The transcript is spliced from 14 exons. The record is from RefSeq and is a predicted model, not a curated record. NCBI's taxonomy places the organism in Eukaryota, Metazoa, Chordata, Mammalia, Rodentia, Cricetidae. The coding region runs from base 1 to 1629 and encodes 542 amino acids. Gene Ontology annotation, biological process: regulation of transcription by RNA polymerase II.
AUGUUCCCCGCACAGGACGCUCUGCCCCGCGGUGGGCUCCAUCUGAAAGAGGAGCCGCUGCUGCCCUCCAGCCUGGGCUCGGUGCGCUCCUGGAUGCAGAGCGCGGGCAUCCUGGACUCCAGCACCGCGGCGCAGAGUGGCGUGGGCCUGGCAAGAGCACAUUUUGAAAAGCAGCCCCCCUCCAACCUCAGGAAGUCCAACUUCUUCCACUUCGUGCUGGCCAUGUACGACCGGCAGGGGCAGCCCGUGGAGGUGGAGCGAACAGCCUUCAUCGACUUCGUGGAAAAGGAUCGAGAGCCUGGGACAGAAAAGACGAACAAUGGGAUCCAUUACCGCCUUCGGCUGGUAUAUAACAACGGACUUCGGACAGAGCAAGACCUCUAUGUGCGUCUCAUUGACUCCAUGUCGAAGCAGGCUAUCACCUAUGAGGGACAGGACAAGAAUCCCGAAAUGUGCCGAGUGCUGCUCACUCACGAGAUCAUGUGCAGUCGGUGCUGUGACCGCAAGAGCUGUGGUAACCGGAAUGAGACACCUUCAGAUCCAGUCAUUAUUGACAGGUUCUUCCUCAAAUUCUUUCUCAAAUGUAACCAGAACUGCUUGAAGAACGCAGGGAAUCCCCGAGACAUGCGCCGCUUCCAGGUGGUGGUGUCCACAACAGUGAGUGUGGAUGGACAUGUGCUGGCCGUGUCUGACAACAUGUUUGUGCACAACAACUCCAAACAUGGCCGCAGGGCCCGACGCCUGGACCCUUCUGAAGGUCAGGACUCCCGGCCCAGCCCUGGCCAACCUCAGUCUCCACCUUGGUGCAGUCCCCUGACCUGGGUCCUCUCCUACCUCCCAGCUGCCACUCCCUGCAUCAAGGCCAUCAGCCCCGGGGAGGGCUGGACCACGGGCGGCGCCACCGUCAUUAUCAUCGGCGACAACUUCUUCGACGGGUUGCAGGUCGUGUUUGGCAACGUGCUCCUGUGGAGCGAGCUCAUCACUCCCCACGCUAUCCGGGUGCAGACACCACCACGACAUAUCCCUGGGGUAGUAGAAGUGACCCUCUCCUACAAGUCCAAGCAGUUUUGUAAAGGAGCUCCUGGCCGCUUCGUCUACACAGCCCUGAAUGAGCCUACCAUUGACUACGGAUUCCAGAGGCUACAAAAAGUCAUUCCCAGACACCCGGGGGACCCUGAGAGGCUGCCCAAGGAAGUACUGCUGAAACGGGCGGCCGACUUGGCGGAGGCCCUGUACGGAGUGCCCAGCAGUAACCAGGAGCUCCUCCUGAAGCGUGCGGCGGCGGACGUGGCCGAGGCUCUGUACAGCGCCCCGCGCGCACCCGCACCCCUCGGACCCCUGGCCCCCAGCCACCCACACCCCACCGUCGUGGGCAUCAACGCCUUCAGCAGCCCCCUGGCCAUCGCCGUCGGGGAUGCCACACCGGAGCCGGGCUAUGCCCGCAGCUGCGGCAGCGCGUCGCCCCGGUUCGCGCCCAGCCCGGGCUCUCAGCAGAGCAGCUACGGCAGUGGCCUUGGAGCUGGCCUGGGCAGCUACGGGGCGCCGGGUGUGACUGGCCUCGGCGUGCCCGGCUCCCCUAGCUUCCUCAAUGGCUCCACCGCAACCUCACCUUUCGCCACCCUCCCAUGAUUGUGAAGCCGCCCUUAAUUAGGGGGACCUGUGCUGAAAGCUGGUGGACAGCAACCUUUUGGUCCUUCGCCGGGACUUCGGGAGGAGGCUGGCGGCCCCUGCUGGAAGCCUAAGGAAACUCUAGAGACUCGGGCUUCCAGCGCCCCGCAGUUCCCGGGAUGUGUGGCUCCGGGUUAGCAGCACUUCCUCGGGCAGGGCGGGAAACUGUGGGACCGAGUGGCGGCCCCUAGGGGUGUGGCGGGGCUCUGGAGGAGCUCCCUUACCCCCUCACCCACAGGAUAGGGUGUCCUGUCCUUCUGAGUACCUUGGGCAGUCUCUCAGGUUCUCCCAGAUGGUUCAGACAAAACGAGAGAAUUCCCUCUGAUCAGAACCUGAUUGAGUGUCUUAGCCAGGAGCUGUGGGACAUUCAACAAGUUGCACCUAUGAAUUUAAGUCCCCUUCAGUGAAACAGGAUCACUACAACCCCGGCCUCAGGUAGCUAGAAACCCAGACAAAAUUUAGAAAGAAUGUAUGAUUUUGUAGGCACUGGCUUGGCACCUUGGGUUAAGGCAGCUCCCUGAUGGAUGGACAGUGUGGAUUUAUGUGCUUCAUCAUUUCACACGGCCUGUCAGUCCCUUGCAAUACCAAUGGCUACCUGGCAGGUACUUAGAACCCACAUGGUGAGAAAGCACUAGGUUUGGGGGACUCUGUCCACAUUUUUCUCACCAGCAAAACCAUCUCUACCAGUCACAAGAGACCAUGUCCCUCAAGGCCCGGGACACUGCUGAAUCUGAGAAAUAGAGACAUCUGCCCGAGAAGGAGCUUGUUGUGGCUUUACCUGGAGUCCCUCACUUCUGCCUCCCCAUCCCCCUGUUUUUCAUUACCUAAAAUAACUGUCUAGCCACCUACCUAGCUUUCCUCACCUGGGGUGCUGUUCUUACUGACUACAAAUCUGGCCUGCCAUUUUCCUUUGACCUUGACUUAACUUGUGGAACCCAGCAUCCCUCCAAGCCAGAGUCCACACAGGCUGUAGCCUUCUUGUAUCCCUCCCAAGGCCAGUCUCUCCUGGCACUUAGUCAGGUUCCACUGCUCCAAUCCCUUCAGCUCCAAGACAGCGGCCUCACAGCCUUUUUCUGGGUUCCCCUUGUGUUUAACUCUCUCACCCUUCCCCAAGUACACAACAGUACUGUCAGCCGUGAAAGAAGCUGCCCCCGUGCACAGUCUAUCCUGGGUCACCCUAGUCAACCAGAUCAGAACUUCUGGAGUCACUUACACCCUACUACACCAUUGGCAGGGACACUCGGGACUCUACCCAGACCUGUUCCCAUCUCAGAAUAUUCUUACUCAGGUCCACAUCUGUUCCCCUGAGUGCAGGAUGCCUUGUGACACAGUUGCAGAGGGAGUCAAUCUCAUUGAGUUUGCCAAGGUGUCCCUAAAACGUCAUUGGACCUGACCUAGCCAGAGGGUCUAGGGCUGCCGGUGUCUCUGUUUGGUCUAUGGUAUUAGUUAUUAGCAAGUCUAGAACUCCAUAACUCUGCAAAAUGUGGCUGUUAGUUCUCCGGGCCUUAGCAGAUACCACAUAUAUUUUUUUAUCAUGAUGCUAAGCACUCCAUAAUGGCCAUGGCUUUACCAGCUAGCACUGUGCAUUUUCUCCAGGGAGAUGGUGACCACUGGUGACCACGGGCUAAGGACAUUGAGACUAGGUUAGCUAUUGCAGUCAUUUUUGUGCCAAAAGUCGGUGAAUGGGUGUUGUAAUGUCAAAGGCCACAGGUAUCUUCCAAGAUGUCUGCUGUCCGUUGCCUGCUGGAUGGAGAAGAUUAAAAAUCCUGUGUGCUGGUCUUUAGAAGAGAGACGCAGGGAAAUGGGUUCAGAUGAGGGCAGAGAAAGGUGGAACUGAGAUGCUCUACACAGGAGCCCUUGCAGAUACGAGAGGCUCCUGGGGUCCAGCCUGGAGAUGACAGGGCCUUGAAACUAAAGUGGGAAGAAAUGGUGCCCAGA